Messenger RNA from Selaginella moellendorffii, 516 nucleotides. Its product is annotated as pentatricopeptide repeat-containing protein At2g13600-like. Bases 1 to 516 code for a protein of 171 amino acids. Gene Ontology annotation, biological process: RNA modification. NCBI's taxonomy places the organism in Eukaryota, Viridiplantae, Streptophyta, Lycopodiopsida, Selaginellales, Selaginellaceae. The record is from RefSeq and is a predicted model, not a curated record. The transcript has a single exon. Gene Ontology annotation, molecular function: protein binding; RNA binding.
AUGUACGCGAGAUGUGGAUCACUGGACAGCGCUGCUCGCGAGUUCCAUGGAGCACAGGCAAGAGAUUUCGUUUCCUGGAACGGGAUGAUCACCGCGAGCGCGCAGCACUCGCGCUGGAGUGACGCGGUGGCUUACUUCCAAGAGAUGCAACAGGAGGGCGUGGAUCCGGACGAGGUGACAAUGGUAACUCUGCUCUUCGCGUGCAACCAUGCCGGGUUUGUGGAGCAGGGCUGCGACUACUUUGCGUCGAUGAGCAGGGACUAUGGGCUGAGCCCGCGACUUGAGCACAGCGCUUGCGUGCUCGACAUGCUGGGACGAUCGGGGCAUGUCGAAGUCGCGCAGGAGAUGUUGAAAGACUCGGCUUGCAGCGAUCCUGUGCUGUGGACAUCGCUGCUUGGAUCUUGCAGAGUUCAUGGCGAUUUGGAGCGCGCAAGAGCGGCGUCCGGCCAAAUUCUCGAUGUCAAUCCCGCGAGUUCUUCCGCUUAUGUGGUCUUGUAUCAAGCUCAAACCGUGUAA